This is a messenger RNA of Exophiala mesophila, 618 nucleotides long. RefSeq lists its product as uncharacterized. The record is from RefSeq and is a predicted model, not a curated record. Bases 1 to 618 code for a protein of 205 amino acids. NCBI's taxonomy places the organism in Eukaryota, Fungi, Ascomycota, Eurotiomycetes, Chaetothyriales, Herpotrichiellaceae. The transcript has a single exon.
AUGCGGAUGAUUACUCGUAUACCGUCCCUGCUGGGCCUGGUCAUACUUUUCUCGUCCUUAUUCUACUUGUACGAGAACCGCAAUCUCAUCGAGCAUGGCAAUCUCCAUUCAGUCGACUAUUGGCAUAGCAUCAAAGAUGCUGCUGAAAGUCACAUUCCACGUCUAAACCCCCAUCACCAGAAGCCCCUGGCCAACUCUUCAAAGGCGGCUCCUGUUGAGACGAUCAAGGCCAAUACAACUGCUUCGCCAUUACAGGUGGCUUUGCCUCAAGAGUCCUUGACCCCACCACCGGCCAAAGCUGAGGUUCCUCAUAACCCGGCCAAGUCAUCUGUGUCCGAAGCCCGCCGUGUGGCCAUCCAAUUGCCUGAACCAAGCUCUGCUAGAGAUCAGAAAUCCAAGACGACAACCUCUAAAGCUACCUCGAACUUCAAAGAACCCGGCCACGAUAAACUCAGCAGCUCUCGCAAGACUGGUGCUAGUCAGUCACAGCCACUUGUCCCUGUCAAGUCUGGCAAAUCUUUCUCCGCCAUCCAAGGUGCCACCAAAAAGGGCCAACAAUAUAAUGGUCCUCGCCGAAAUAGCCUUCCCAUGCCUUAUCCUGCUGGAAUGUUGUCCUAA